CAACGAAACUUCUCGUGCUUACUGAAAUUCUUGAACUGGCAGGAAAUGCAGCUAGAGAUAAUAUGAAGAAGAGACUAAAUCCUCGCCAUAUUCUUUUAGCAAUUGCUAAUGAUGCCGAGAUCAGAGAAAUGCUGAAGGACGUUAUGAUUCCAUCUGCAGGAUUUGUUCCGGAUUAUGCAUUUUUGAUAAAGAGCAGUGUAGUGUUGAAACAAAAAUUAGCCAGAAAAGAUUCCACUCUAGACUUGACUCCUAAGGCAAAGACUCAGACAAAGAAGAAAGAUAAAAUUCCAGUGAAAAAGAAGAAAGGUGUUCCUGUAAAAAAGCAAACCAUACCCAUGAAAAAUCCGGUUGUGGUGCUCCAAUCAAAUAUCUUGCCGCAAGAUAAUGUGAGAAAAUGCCAAUUGGGCAAUAUGCCAACGGUUACAGUGUUAUCGGAAAAACAACUCUUUUUAGGACAAAAGUUGACAGUAAUUCAAGGAGAUAUUACUGAUGUAACAACAGAUGCUAUUGUGAAUCCCACAAAUAAUAAAUUUUAUAUGGGAGGACAAGUUGGCAAAAGACUAAUGGAAGUGGGUGGAAAGAAAUUUGAAGAAGAAAUAGAUAAGUUAAGAUCCAAAACCACUUUACAACAAACAGGAGUUGAAAUUUGUUCCGGUUAUAAUUUUAUGGCAGGGCAUGUAAUUCAUUGCUUUGGACCGUCUCGUUAUGACAGUUCUGCCAUAGACACACUAAAAAAAACUAUAAAAAAUUGUCUGGCCAUAGCCGAUAAAAAUAAUUUAAAAUCCUUGGCUUUACCAUCCAUUGGAAGCGGAACUGCUGGUUUUCCAAAGAGAGAAGCUGCGCAAAUAAUAUUGCAAACUGUUGCCGAUUACUUUGCAGCCGUUAUGAGCAGUUCGAUAAAACAAAUAUACUUUGUUCUUUAUGAUAAAGUAAGUAUCGACGCAUAUACUAAUGAAAUCUCAAAAAUACAACUAAGUACACAUUUGCCUUCUAAGAAUUAACUUCUUCAUAGUAUUUAAUUAUAUACUUUAAAGACUCCUUCUCCUUUAAAGGGCACAUUAAACUUGUUAGAAAUCAAAAAAUAAUUUUCAUCUAAAAAUCACAAACAUUUGUUGUGAUAACACACCCAUUUAGGUGCUUUUGUUAUUGUUUGUAAAUAUAAGAUGUUUAUGACACUGA
Molecule: messenger RNA, 1179 nt
Organism: Centruroides sculpturatus (bark scorpion)
Lineage: Eukaryota; Metazoa; Arthropoda; Arachnida; Scorpiones; Buthidae
Product: core histone macro-H2A.1-like
Exons: 8
Coding region: 63-1001 (312 amino acids)
Molecular function (GO): protein heterodimerization activity
Source: RefSeq, a predicted model, not a curated record